AUGUCCUCUGCUCAAGAUUCCGCCACCAAGAUCUCUAUCGAUAGAUUCGAUGGAGACAACUACGCGACGUGGAGCCGCUACAUGCGUGGCGUGUUCCUGACCAAGUCGACGUGGCACGUGGUCAACCGGGAGACCACCCCCACCUUCGCCGAUCCUCGCGCCAGUGAUGAGUACGUCAAGACGAACAACAUUGCGUUCGGCUUGAUGUUACUUCACAUGAGCGCGGACUAUCAUCACGUGGUUGAUGACUGCGACGAGGCAUGGGUUGCGUGGACACGGUUGAAGACUCUCUACGGCGGAUCGCAGAAGGCGGGACGGAUCUUCUUGAAGCGGCAGCUGUUCAGCAUGGAGAUGGCGGAAGGCGGCAAUUUCAUGCAUCAUUGCAAUGAAGUUCUCAACAUCAGCGCCAAGCUCAGCAGCAUCGGCGCCAAGAUGGAGGAUGAGGACGUGGCGAUCUGCUUGUUGUGCAGCCUCCCCAAGAGCUACGAGAACGUCGUGCUGAACUUGGAGAUGAGCAGCGCGGAACUGCGGACGCAAGACGUCGUGAAAGUGCUGACGAAUGAGCACAUCAAGAGACAAGGGAAAAAGACGACAUCGGUGAAAACUGAAGAAGCGACCAAGGCCUUCAGUACCGAGCGUGAGGUUCGUCAGUGUACGUUCUGCGGAAAAUUGGGGCACACGGUGGAAAAGUGCUGGACCAAGCAGAAGGAAGACAAUCGAGGGAGCUCGACGCGGCGGCAAUGCACGUGGACGCGGAGCGAAUCAAGUUCAGUGGCAAGGCUACAACGGCAACAGCAACUGUGA
Peronospora matthiolae is the source of this 804-nucleotide messenger RNA. The record is from the annotation of a GenBank genome assembly. Lineage: Eukaryota; Oomycota; Peronosporomycetes; Peronosporales; Peronosporaceae.